AUUGUGGAUCGUUUCUUCGAGUAGGCGGCGGGAUUAUAUUCGUAGAAAAUUUCAAUGAAAAAAUACAAAAUUCUGGUUACAUUUUAUGUAUGAAUAGUUUUGAAGGUACCUCUGUGUAGCAGACGAGUGCACUCAAAAUCCCAGUAGUUCCUUUGGGGAGUCAGCGCAGGACAGCAGCGGAUCCGAUGGCCAACUUGGAUGUGAACACAACGUCGCCGAUGGCCGGGCGGCGUCUCCACAGAGACGUGAACCGGCUGCUGGCCUCCGGCUACCUCACCACCACGGACAAGGACAUGGCCAAUCUAGACGUGCGCUUCGAGGGGCCGCUAGGCACCGCCUACGAGGGUGGCGUAUGGACUAUAAACGUGUCCAUGCCCAAGGAAUAUCCCUUGAAGGCGCCGCGGGUCCGUUUCGUCACCAAGAUCCUGCACCCCAACAUUGAAUUCACCACGGGCCUAGUUUGCAUGAACGUCUUCAAGCAGGCUUGGUCCUCCAACUACGACCUGGUGAACAUCUUUGAUACCUUCCUGCCCCAGCUGCUGCGUCAUCCUAACCCCCAUGACCCUCUCAAUCAUCGCGCCGCCGCCAUCAUGCUGGACUCGGAGCAACAAUUCCACGAGCAUGUCGUCCUCUGCGUAAAGAUGUACGCCUUGCCUCCCGCCGUCAAGCCCCAAUCCCAAAUGGACGAUGGCCUGGAGAAGCGCUCCUCGGACCUCAGCCUUUCCGAUCUCCUCUCUGAUGACGAAUGA
Messenger RNA from Drosophila bipectinata, 749 nucleotides. RefSeq names its product ubiquitin-conjugating enzyme E2 H. NCBI's taxonomy places the organism in Eukaryota, Metazoa, Arthropoda, Insecta, Diptera, Drosophilidae. Gene Ontology annotation, biological process: protein polyubiquitination; ubiquitin-dependent protein catabolic process. The record is from RefSeq and is a predicted model, not a curated record. Gene Ontology annotation, molecular function: ubiquitin conjugating enzyme activity. Gene Ontology annotation, cellular component: nucleus.